CUUCCUUCCUUUCUGCCUUGGAAAGGGAGGGGCCUUGGGGAGAAGAAGGGGCGUCUGGGCUGGGAAGUGGGAGAAAGGCUUCCUUGGGGAGAGGAAUUUGGCGGCUGGUAUCAGAGGAGCUGGAGUCACUUAGGUCCCAUGAGCAGUGAGGGUGUGCCCAGCUCUGCAGGAGAGAGAAGGCCAUUCUCAAGGCCAAGGCCGUUUGCAGAGGAGGGAGAACUGGAUACCGGUCAGAUCUGGGGGCUAGGCAAGGAGCUCGCUCUUCUUCCUCAGAGGGGCCAAAGGAAUAUCCACCCUGCCUGGUCUACUCCAGGCUCUCAUCUCCACUCCUACCACAUCUCCAGCUCCCCAAGGCACACCAUGGACUCAGCAGCCAAGGACAAAAUCCAGCCCACACUUCUUCCUGGCUCUUCCUGUCCAGGGCCUGAGUGGCCAGAGCAGGAGCGGGCAGAACAGCUGGCUCGGGGUGCGGCACUCAAGUGGGCCUCAGGCAUCUUCUACCGGCCAGAGCAGCUGGCCCGGCUGGGCCAGUACCGCAGCCGUGAAGUGCAGCGGAACUGUUUCCUGGAAGCACGGAUUAAGUCGGUGGUACAGUCAUACCUGGAAGGUGUACAGACUGGUGUGUGGCAGCUGGCUCGAGCCCUUGAAGCUGUGCAGGGAACUCGUGAAGCCCUGAGCCAGGCCCAUCACCUACUCCAGGGGUUGUCUCAGACCUCACAAACCCUGGCGCCCCUGAGGGAACGUGUUGUCCAGCACCAGCAACUCCAGGUCCUGACUCAGUUGCUGCCAAGACUACAAGCCGUGCCAGCUGCAGUGGCCCACACGCAGACCCUGAUUGAUGCCCAGCGAUUCUUGGAGGCCUAUGUGAGCCUGCGGGAGCUGGAGCAGCUGCAAGAGGAGACCUGGGCGCCCCUAGGAGGGCUGGAGUUGCCAAUCUUCCAGGGCCUGGGCCUUCUGGCUGAGGCCUUGGGCCGAGCUGUGGAGGCAGCUGCAGGGGCUGCCGGGCGACUAGCACGUGAGGACCCAGCCCUGCUGGUAGCUGCUGUUCGCGUGGCAGAGGUGGAGACUGAGCGUACAGUCCUGGGGCAGGCACCGCGAGACUGGCGACAGCGAUGUCUUCGGGCACUGCAGGAGGGCCUGGAGCGGAUCCAUUUCUCAUCGCCUGUGCUGCCCGAGCCCGGGGCCAUAGCAGGGUGGCUUGAGGCUCUGCAGGUAGCUCUGCCUGCCGAGUUGGCAACGGCUGAGGCUCUAGUGGCACCCUGCUGCCCACCAAACUACAAGGUGGUGCAGCUUUGGGCCCGCACCCUGCACAGCGGCCUGCGCCGCAGCGUGCAGCAGCUCCUCUCGGGGCCUGAGCUGGGAGCUGCGGACGCCUUCGCCUUGCUGCACUGGGCAUUGCAUGUGUACAUGGGGAAAGAAAUGAUGGGGAACUUGGAGCUAGGGCCUGAGGCUGAUGUGUCCCAGCUAGAGCCCCUCCUGACCUCGGAGAACAUCGAGCAACUGGAGGCAGCAUUUGUGGCCCAAGUCCAGGUGAGUGUGGCUCAGUGGCUGCAGAAGGCACUAGAUGGGGAGGUAGCUGAGUGGAGCAAGGAGCAGGAGCCCAACACAGACCCAUCCGGCUUCUACCACUCACCGAUGCCAGCCAUUGUACUGCAGAUCCUGGCUGAGAACAUUCAAGUGACCAGCCUGAUCAGUGACUCUCUGCAUCGGCGGGUGCAGGACAUGGCGCUGUCAGAACUGGCCGCAUUCUUGAGGAGCUUCAGUGAUGCUCUGAUCCGGUUCUCUCGAGACCACUUGAGGGGAGAAGCCCCUCACUAUGUGCCCUACCUGCUGGCUGCCUUCAACCACCAAUCAGCACUGAGCUCUUCGUUACCUGUCCUGCUGCCCGACGGAGACGCUUCAGGGGUCUUGGCUCCAAUAGAAUCCGCGUUGGAUGACGUACAGAGGAGGAUCUGCCGCCUGGUAUUGGAAGAACUGCAGGUUGAGCUCCAGCCCCUGUUCGCGUCUCUACCCUCGCGCCAGUGGCUAUUGAGUUCUGAGUUGCUGGACGGUGUGUGUGAGCAGACGUCGCACUUCUGCCAGGAUUUCUGGCGUGUGCGGAAGCCUGCUGUUCAGCUGCUGCUGGCGGAGGCGGAACGAACUGUGGUGUUGCAAUACCUACGCGCGCUGAUGCAGGGCCGCCUCGUGUGCCGCGGUGUGGACGAGCGGACCCAGGCGGCUGAGCGCCUUCGGCACGAUGCUGCCCAGCUCAAGGAGCUUUUCCUGGGUUUGGGCCUGGAGGAGAGCGCUCACUGCGCGCCGGUGCUGCUCGCGCUGAGGGAACUGCUCAACCUCCACGAUCCCACGCUGCUCGGCCUCGAGGUGGCAGGCCUGAGGCAAAAAUUUCCCGACGUGAGGUGCGUGCAAGGGGACAGGGGAGGAGGAGCCCGGGACGGCAAGGGCGGGGCUGAGACGCCACGCGUGGUGGUAUUCCUGCAGCGAGGAUCAUGUCUCCGCCCUCUUGGACCUGCGCGGGGACGUGUCCCGAGAGCAUCGCCAGGCAGCACUCAGCUCUCUGCAGGCCGGCCCACCGCCCUCACCUUCUACUGGCCGCCGUGCACUCUUCAGCCUCGUACCGACGCCUACGCCCUCGCUGUCCUCCUGCCUCCCCUCGGGUCCCUGCUCCUGACCCGUCUGUCUGCGUCCGUAAUAAAGCCACGUCCACCGCGCGUCUGAAUCUGUGUUGGGGCACGCGGGUGUUGAAAGCAGCGGUG
Peromyscus eremicus (cactus mouse) is the source of this 2753-nucleotide messenger RNA. RefSeq names its product exocyst complex component 3 like 1 (gene Exoc3l1). Gene Ontology annotation, molecular function: SNARE binding. The record is from RefSeq and is a predicted model, not a curated record. NCBI's taxonomy places the organism in Eukaryota, Metazoa, Chordata, Mammalia, Rodentia, Cricetidae. The transcript is spliced from 13 exons. Gene Ontology annotation, cellular component: exocyst. Bases 139 to 2715 code for a protein of 858 amino acids. Gene Ontology annotation, biological process: exocyst localization; exocytosis.